Messenger RNA from Rhizophagus irregularis DAOM 181602=DAOM 197198, 538 nucleotides. RefSeq lists its product as uncharacterized. The record is from RefSeq and is a predicted model, not a curated record. NCBI's taxonomy places the organism in Eukaryota, Fungi, Glomeromycota, Glomeromycetes, Glomerales, Glomeraceae.
ACCAUUCUUUCAUUUACUUAUAAUUACACCUUCAAUUGCAAGCUUAAAGAAAAUGAAAUAUUGUCAAUAUUGUUAUGAGCAGGUUUCUAGUAGCGCUAAAUACUGUUCAGCAUGCGGAGCUGCCUUCGGUACAGUAGCUACAGCAGCUGGGUCCUCAACCGAAGUAGUCGCAUACAAUAUUAAAAAAUCAGUCUAUCCAUUGACUAAAUAUGUCGAUAAUAAUGGUGGUAAAGCUGAAGUGAGUGCGCAAAUAGGAAAUCGUAAAAUAUCCGCCUCAUAUACUCGCCGAGAAGGUCCAAAAUUUUCAUGUACUUCAUAUACUCCUAAAACUUCCUCCGGUACAGUAGCUAAGUCCUCUUCAUCAAUCUCAAUCGGAAAACUCGCAAAUACCAUUAAGAAAUCAGCUGAGGCAACAAUCGAACAAGCUAAACUUGGUGGUGGUAGUGUUAAAGUAAUUACGCAAGUAGAUGAUGUUGAAGUAACCACUUCAUAUACUCCAGAAACGAAAAGAACGGUUACUAGAUACCGUAUAUAUUAA